This is a messenger RNA of Drosophila obscura, 2724 nucleotides long. Its product is annotated as zinc finger protein 599. Bases 127 to 2232 code for a protein of 701 amino acids. Lineage: Eukaryota; Metazoa; Arthropoda; Insecta; Diptera; Drosophilidae. Gene Ontology annotation, molecular function: zinc ion binding. Gene Ontology annotation, cellular component: nucleus. The transcript is spliced from 2 exons. The record is from RefSeq and is a predicted model, not a curated record.
AACAGACAGAAGCUAGCUCCAGUUAGCUAAGGCUGCCAACACUACUUCAAGCUAUACAUCUCUAAAAACGCGUAAAUUUUUGUUGUUUUGUCAGCAAAUUUUUGUCGCAGCUCGGGUUUUCCCUGCAUGGAUAUGGUUGCAAGCGAGCCAUAUACCGUGCACUCAAUAUGCCGCCUCUGUCUUACGUACCUGGAGCAGAGUUCCGCCCACGAUCUGUUUCUGGAGCCAGAUCUGGCCAAAAAGCUAACCCUGUGCACCUCCCUCGAUGUGGACCAACAGGAUGGGUUACCCCGGAGCAUCUGCAAUGUAUGCUUUGGGAAAUUGAACGACCUGCAGGAGUUUCAAAAAUUAUGCCAGGACUCUGUGCACCGAUUCAAGGGUAUGGUGGCAGCCAACAGAAUCGUCACAGUAGAAUUGGCCGAACAGCCAGCGGAGGUGAUUGUGGGGCCGGAUUCCAGCUAUGAUCCGCUGUUAAAUCACAAGCUGGAGAUGAUUGAGAACGAGGAGGAGGUCUUCAAGAUGCUCGUGACGGUGGACAAGAGCGCUUUCACUGACUACACAUCCGAGGAGAACGAUGACGACGAGGAGGAGGAUGGCUCUACCGAUGACGAACUUCCAUUGGCCCAUCGUUUGCUGGGCGAAGAGACGUCCAAGGAGCGAGCAAAGCGGAAAAGGAUUCCGCCAGAGGAGCGUCGCCUCCGCCGUAUCAUCACCUGCACCAUCUGCCAGCAAAAGUUCAAGAAGCAAUCGAAAUUCGACGAGCACAUGAAGUACCACAACGACCUCCUGCCCUUCCAGUGCACAGAGGAGACCUGCAAGAAGGGCUUCACCACAGCCGGUGCACUGCGUCUGCAUGUGGACUAUGCGCACACCAGGAAAGUCGAUGAGAUACCAUGCAGCGUGGAGGGCUGCAAGCUGCUUUUUCCCCGCCUGCGGCUGCUCACCAUUCACCUGAAGAAGGUGCAUAACCAGACGCGGGUGAGCGCCCCGCGAGCGGAGCAGCCAUGCACGGAGUGUGGCAUUGUCUUCCGCUGUCAGGUGGCCCUCAAGAAGCACAUGUACAAGCACACGGGCGAGGAGCUGCCGUAUCCGUGCAACAUCUGCGGCAAGGGAUUCCACAUCAACAGUGCCCUCAAAAACCAUUUGCUGCGGCAUGCGGGCAUCAAGAACUACGUCUGCCCGUACUGUGGCGUGGGCAAGACGACACGACAGGAAUGGAGCAAGCACAUGCUGACCCACACCCAGGAGAAGCAGUUCAAGUGCGCCACCUGCGACCAUGCCACGCACACAAAGCGAGCGCUGGACAAUCAUGUGAAGAUCGUUCACGAGAAGGUCCGUAACUUUGCCUGUCAGUACUGCGGGAAGACGUUCGGCAAGUCGCAUGCCUGCAAAAUCCAUGAGAUGACACACACGGGGGAGAAGCGGUGCGAGUGCAAGGUCUGUGGCAAGAAGUUCCUGUACACCGAAAGCCUCACAAAACACCUAAAGAUACACGAGAAGAGCGUGGAGCGUGCCUUGGAGACGUAUCGCCAGCGGCAGGGAGAGACCAGCGCCGACCAGGAUCAGGUCCAAGUGGAUGCCAAUCAUCUGAUGAAAGUCUGCGCCGAAUCGGUGGCCACAAUACCACGGGAUCCGCGACGCGUGGAGCGCGUUGAUAUGGCCCAAUUAGCGGGCACUGUGGUGAACCCCAUACCCAUCGUGUCGUUGCCCUCCAGUGCGCCGCCCCAGGCAAAGUUCGUCCAGAAAGAGGGCAUGCAUCUGUGCCCGGGCUGCAAUCAGGGAUUCAACAACUUGGGCAACAUGAAGCGACACUACAAGAGCAUCCACGAGAAGGUCAAAGACUUUGAGUGCCGCUUCUGCUCGCGUCGCUUCGCCAACUCGCAGUCGCUCAAGCAGCACGAAUGGAUACACACGGGCGAGAAGCCAUACGCCUGCAAGACCUGCGGCACCCACUUCCGCCAGGAGGCGGCUCUCAUACGCCACCAAAAGGUGCACGACGAAAAGCCACCCCGGCCAGCGAAACCGCCCAAGGAAAUCACAGACAAGGCGCGCCAGAAGCUGCUGCAGAGAUGCGAACGCAAGCGCAAGGUAGAGGCACUGCGUCAGGAGAUAGCCCAGGCAGCCAAGGAGGAGCUGAGGGACUUGGAAAAGCAGCGGGCCCUGGAGAAGGAGCAGAAUACCUAUGAAAAGUAUCAGGCAGCGGCAGAGGCGGUGGAGAGCACCUCAACUUGAAGUUGGAGGCCCUCCCAGAGGACUUGUUUGGUUGCAGACUGAGCAGAAAGUAUUGUUGGUUAAUAUUUAGCCCAUUAUUACAGUUAUAAGCUAAUUUUAAGAGGUGUCGGUGUCCGGUGUUUGAGUUUUGGCAAAAUUCAGGAUUUAAGCUUUUGCGAUUUUUUUGUAUUUUUUACUUUCACUUGCUUGUUAUUUUAUGAGAGAGUGGUUGAAUGUCGUCAAAUGAUUGCAAACCGUGUGGACACAACCGGAAAGCCAUCCGGAGGUGUCCCCGCCAGUUCAUAUGAUAGAUGGAGUGAUGGAUGGAUGGAUGGAUGAUAAUGAGAUUAGAUUAAAAUGAUACAAAAGUGUGAUCAAAAUAAAUCUACAAGUAGAUAGCAAAAUUUUGGUAUAUCAAGAAGUGUUCUAAACUGUGGAAAAUGUGAACCGAUUUGGCCACGCCUGUGUCUGCGUCUAGGGUGCCUCUGGCGUCUUCAAAUUGUACUUGGCCUU